Molecule: messenger RNA, 297 nt
Organism: Menidia menidia (Atlantic silverside)
Lineage: Eukaryota; Metazoa; Chordata; Actinopteri; Atheriniformes; Atherinopsidae
Source: the annotation of a GenBank genome assembly
AUGACGGAUGUGGAGGCGACCUUCGUGGACUUCAUCGCUUCCCAACGAUCCGGUCGUCGGAACGCCGUCCACGAGAUCCCAUCGGCCCCGGACGCGCAGGGACCCACCGACCUGGCGCAGGGUUUGGGGAAGCUCAGCAUCAACAAGUCAGGCUUUCGGGUCGAAAGCUUCACAGGCACCAAACUGACCGUUACCCCGUCCCCCUUUCUGUCCCCGCCAGGUGAUGGGGAAGAGGACGGUGAGAAAAAGCAGGACUCUGCAGCUGAAGAAGAGGCGUCUCAAGCCAAAGGCAGCUAA